Messenger RNA from Cajanus cajan (pigeon pea), 690 nucleotides. RefSeq lists its product as uncharacterized. The record is from RefSeq and is a predicted model, not a curated record. Lineage: Eukaryota; Viridiplantae; Streptophyta; Magnoliopsida; Fabales; Fabaceae. Gene Ontology annotation, biological process: negative regulation of abscisic acid-activated signaling pathway.
AUGAAACACAGCGAGAAGCGUCUCAAGGCUUCCAAAGAAUUGGUGGAUUUCAUGAAGCUUUCAAAGGACAACAUGGCUCAAGAACCAUCGAGUUCUAAGGUGGUUGAUUCACCCAAUUUUUACGCUAAAGGUGAUGAUGAGAAUAAUAAUGCAAAGACUUUUUCAUGCAACUAUUGCAAGAGGGAAUUCUCUUCAUCACAAGCUUUGGGAGGACACCAAAACGCUCAUAAACAAGAACGUGCCCUAGCGAAACGUCGUCAAGGGUUUGAUGAUGGUGGUUUUGGGCACUACCCUUAUUAUCCUUAUCCAACUUUUUACAACUCUCAUUCCCUUUAUGGAGGGUCUUUCAAUAGGGCACUUGGAGUUCGGACAGAUUCCAUGAUUCACAAGCAUUCUUGGACUCCACGGUAUGAUCACACUUGGCUAAAGAAGAAUCCUCAUGGGGUGUCAAGUUCUUCAUUAUUUGAUGGGUUUGGAAUUAUGAAAGGUGAUGCAAGUGCGGGUUUAAGGCCAGAAUAUGGUAAUGCCAAUGUUGGAACACUGUCUCUUUUUGAAAAGGGUUUCACCAAUUCAUCAAGUCAAAUCGAGACCACACCAACAGUCGCAGCAAGAAUUGAUGCUCAUCCUUCCAUGCCACAAGAAACAUCCAAAGAAGCAUCUCUCAAUCUUGAUUUGUCACUUAAGCUUUAA